CACUGCCGCCGUUCGACCUACCUCACGGCGAGGACAGUAAAGCAGGGAGCAUUUCAGCACCUGAGAGCUGUCCCUUGAGCACGAGCCAGCUGACGACUGACGGUGACAAUGGCCAAGGUGAAGCAGGUGGGCUUGCUGGCAGCAGGCUGUCAGCCCUGGAAUAAAGAUGUGUGUGCUGCUAGUGGAGACCGCUUUGCCUACUGUGCUACUUUGGCUAUAUACAUCUACCAGUUGGACCAACAGUACAAUGAAUUUAAGCUGAGGUCCAUCAUGUCAGAGCACAAGAAGACCAUAACAGCCAUCAGUUGGUGUCCUGACAACCCUGAUCUGUUUGCAUCAGCCUCUGCUGAUAACCUGCUCAUCGUAUGGAACGUGUCAGAACAAAAGGCUGUAGCAAGACUGGACAGUACUAAAGGUGUCCCUGCAUCAGUAAGUUGGUGCUGGAACUUCACUGACGGAGUGGCGUUUGUCUCCCAACGUGGUCCACUAUAUAUCUGGGUAUAUGGAGGUCUUGACCCUGGGGUCACAGUACAUAAAGAAGCCCACUCCUUCCUUUCUGAUAUCUGUCUCUUCAGAUGGCAUCCCACCAAGAAGGGCAAACUGGUGUUCGGACACACCGACGGUAGUUUGUCUGUUUUUCAGCCAGGGAGUAAAGGCCAAAAGCAUGUGCUGCGUCCAGAGUCAUUAGAAGGGACAGAUGAAGAGGACCCAGUCAGUGCUCUGGAAUGGGACCCUUUAUCAACUGACUAUUUACUAGUGUCUAACCUCCAUAAUGGUAUCAGGCUGGUGGACAGCGAGGCCUUGGCUUGUAUCACGUCCUUCUGCUUCCCCUCAGCUGCUGCAUCAGUUCAGUGUCUGGCCUGGGUCCCCUCUGCACCAGGCAUGUUCAUCACCGGAGACUCCCAGGUUGGAGUGUUGAGGGUAUGGAAUGUGUCUCGCUCCACUCCCUUGGACAGCUUUAAACUAAAAAAGACCGGAUUUCAUGCGUUGCAUGUCCUCAACUCCCCUCUUGCCAAGAAAGCUCAGAGUUCCUGUUCUCCCAGUAAAAGCCAGCACACCAGUUCCACCAGCGCCUUUUUCCCCACCUUUGGUCAUGUAGAGACUAUCUUUGACUGUAAAUUUAAGCCAGAUGAUCACAACCUGCUGGCUACAGCUAGUUUUGAUGGAACCAUCAAAAUCUGGGACACAAACACACUAACAGCUGUUUACACCUCCCCCGGCAAUGAAGGAGUGGUCUACUCCUUGUCCUGGGCUCCAGGAGACCUGAACUGCAUUGCAGGCGCAACAUCUCGUAAUGGAGCGUUCAUCUGGGACGUCAGAAAAGGAAAGAUCAUCACUCGCUUUAAUGAGCAUGGUAAGAACGGUAUAUUCUGUAUAUCAUGGAGCCAUAAGGAUUCUAAGAGGAUUGCUACCUGUAGUGGAGACGGAUUCUGUAUCAUCCGGACCAUUGAUGGUAAAAUCCUCCAUAAGUACAAACAUCCUGCUGCUGUGUUUGGUUGUGACUGGAGCCAGAACAACAAGGAUAUGAUAGCAACAGGCUGUGAGGAUAAAAAUGUUCGUGUGUACUACUUGGCCACCAGCUCUGAUCAGCCUCUGAAGGUCUUCACUGGGCACUUAGCUAAAGUAUUCCAUGUUCGCUGGUCUCCACUAAGAGAGGGAAUACUAUGUUCUGGAUCAGAUGAUGGGACUGUUCGUCUAUGGGACUACACACAGGAUGCGUGUAUCAAUGUGCUAAGUGGUCAUACAGCUCCUGUCAGAGGCUUGAUGUGGAACACGGAGAUUCCUUACCUUCUCAUUUCAGGUUCUUGGGAUUAUACAAUCAGAGUGUGGGACACAAGAGAUGGCACAUGUCUAGAUAUAGUCUAUGACCACGGAGCUGAUGUCUAUGGUUUAACAUGUCAUCAGAGUCGUCCAUUCACCAUGGCCAGCUGUAGCAGAGACAGUACAGUGAGGCUGUGGUCUCUUACACCCCUCAUCUCUCCACUGCUGCUGAAUAUCCUUACCAACCAGCCUUGGGAAAAGAUAAUAGGAAACACAGACACAGCUAUGGUUCCGGGCUCACCACCAUUGCUAUGUGGUAAAGUGUCUCGAGACAUCAAGCAGGAGUUGGAUAAACUGAGCUUUGACAUCAGGGCCAAGAAGCUCCGCUGGUUCUCUGAAUGCUUUUCGCCUCCAAGAGGCAGCAGUAACCUGUGGGACUUGGUGUCAAUCAUUAACGGCCAGGAUGACUCACUGCUACCAGCCAGCUACAACAAGGGAGUGAUGCACAUGAAACACCUGCUCAAGUUUAAAACGUCUGAAGCCCAGGAGCUCACUAUAGUCAAGAUGUCUAAAUUUGGAGGAGGCAUUGGAGCUCCAAGUAAAGAGGAGAGGCUGAAAGAAGCAGCAGACAUCUAUCUGAGACUGGGACAAAUUCAAAGACACUGUGAAUUAAUGGUGGAGCUGGGACAGUGGGAGAAAGCAUUAUCUCUGGCACCAGGAGUCUCCAUGAAGUACUGGAAGAAACUCAUGCAGAGGAGAGCUGACCAGCUGAUGGCUGAGGAUAAUGAUGAUGCUAUCCCAUUCUGCAUCGCCACAGGAGACAUAAAAAAACUUGUAACUUUCUUCACUGGCAGAGGACAACUGCAAGAAGCCCUAGUAAUAGCACAGGGAGCGUGUGAAGGGAACAUUCGUGCACCUCAAAGCUCCCCAGUUAACCACACCACCAAUGAUGUGGAUAACAGACAACAAUACCAGAGUCUCCUCCAUGAGGUAUGUAAGGAACUAGCUGAGUGGUACUUCCAGGAUGGAUGCUCUGUCCUGGCAGCAUGCUGCCACCUAUCUGUGGACAACAUCAAGUUAGCAAUGUCGAGUCAUAUCCGAGGUAAUGAGCUGGAGUUGGCUGCAUGUGUGGGUAUCGUCCUAGGAGAGGCAGCCAAUCAGAGCACUGCAUACUGUCUUGAACUCUUGGCCAGGAAGUACAUGACGACACCUACAUGGGAGCUAUCAGCUGACCUACUACUAAUGAUUCCUGACAACCACAUUUUAUUGGCUAAGCUGUGUGCAUUUUACCCAGGAAGUGCCGCUGAAGUCAACCAAUUUCAUCAAAGGUGCGGCCUCCCUUCAGCAGAGGAAUGUAAGGCCAUGGCAGAAGCAGCCAUGUGUGAAGGAGAUUUGUUUUCAGCAGUUAAAUUCCACCUGCUGAGCUCUGAACCUGAAAAUGCCCUCUGGAUAGGGCUGGAUCACGUUAAAGAGCAGAUGACUGGAUCUGACUGGACAGUGGACAGUGUUCAGCCAAUGCUGGACCUGAUGAGUUACAUCAGAACUGACAGCCUGGUCACAGCAAAAUUGACUGAGUGUGUGUGUGUGUGUGUGUGUGUGUGUGUGUGUGUUUGUGUGUGUGGAACCCGCAGUGAGCUGUUGAUCCUGUGUGGUUAUAUUGGAGGUCUGCUGGCCAUUAGAAGACAGUACUCUAACAUCGUACCUGCACUCUACGAAUACACCAGUCAGUUGUUAAAGCGGAGGGAAGUGUGUGUUCCUCUGAAGAUUGAUCAACUGUCUGUGGAGCUGGAUGCCUGGCGGGCCUGCACACAAAGUAACAGCAAUCCUCCAUCAGAGUGUCAAAGAGAAGAGUUCAGCUGCCUCGAGAGAAGAAUCCAGCCAACAGACUCUGGUGCUUUAGUCUUGUGGGGUGCUGAUUAUGUGACAGGCUCCAAUCUGCCAAGCCACUCAGAUGUUCAACUUUCCUGUUUUACUGGACAAAUAAUACAGGGUCCAGUGUUUUUGCUGGAGGAUGGUAAAUCAGCGAUAUCUCUUAAUGAUGCUCUAAUGUGGGCAAAAGUCAACCCUUUCUCCCCUCUGGGAACAGGACUCCGCAUCAACCCAUUCUAACACACGCACACACACACACACAAAUAAAUAAACAAUUAAAUAAAUAACACACACAUACACACACACACACACACACACACACACACACACAAAGAUAAUGGUAUUACAAUUGAAUGUUAAUUAAUAACACCAUGAAGUACAAUAUUGUAAAAAAAUAUAAUUUAACACUAAAUGUGCCAAGUCAGAUAAGAGGUUUAAAAAAGAAGAUGGUGAAUAAGGGAACACUGAGAAGGUGUCAUUACAGUCACAACUUGGUACUAUAAUCACACCUAGUGUCAGCUGCCUCGUAAAGCUAAAAGCUAAGGCCAUAAUGAGGCCUGUUAGCAAGGCAACGCAAGAGAGGAAAGAGUUAAGCUGACUUAAUCAUGUUUUGUUUUUAUUAGGACAAUGCAUAUUAAUCAAUAUUUCAGAACAUUUUUGUGCUUCAGCAAACUGGCUAACUGUAUUUUAUAAUUUACUGAGCCAACAAAUGUGAUGGCGUCAACAUAUAAUACUUUUUUUUUGUGAGAAUGUUUAGUUUCAAACAAGGAUAAUGGUAGAUUUUUAUAUUGGUAAGCUGUCAUGUAAUGAGAACAACAAAAUUAUGUAUUCAGUUGUGAAAGGGUUCUUAUUAAAUGACAUAUUUUAUUUAUUUGGUAGGAUUCCCUCCUUACUACAGCUAAAAAAUUCUCAAAGUGUGAGUAUAUACAGGAUAUAAAUCUAAAUUACCUUAUUCUAUUGUGGAAAAAAAGAAACGCUGAAAUAAAGCAACCACUGCAUAUUUA
This is a messenger RNA of Perca fluviatilis (European perch), 4634 nucleotides long. RefSeq names its product WD repeat domain 17 (gene wdr17). The record is from RefSeq and is a predicted model, not a curated record. Bases 109 to 3870 code for a protein of 1253 amino acids. Lineage: Eukaryota; Metazoa; Chordata; Actinopteri; Perciformes; Percidae. Gene Ontology annotation, molecular function: protein binding. The transcript has 33 exons.